AUGUAUCACGCAUCCAUCGCCCUAGGUGCACUUGAUCUGAGCAGGAAGACGCUAUCAACCCUACCUCUGGAGAGGAGAGAUGCGACUGUUGGAGCAUUAACUGCCUACCACACGUCGAUCGCCCAAUUGAAAACCGAAAUUCUAAGCAACAGCGUGCCACGAGACGUCAGUUUAUGGACUACGUUUUACUUGGGGCUGUUCGAACUGAUGCAUGAUAUGACUGGAGAAGGUUGGGUGAAGCAUUUUCUGUACGGCACGUCCAAUAUGCUUCAGCUUCGUGGUCCAGAAGCCCAUAUAUCUGGCUCUGGGCGGUCAUUUUUCCUCACAGUGCGAGUCUUUGAGAUUUGCCGCGCUCUCAUAUACCCUGAACCUACCUUUCUCUGCCGGCCGGAAUGGAUGUCACUCACAACUAAUAUCUGGAACGAGGAUCUCAACAACGACUGGCACCCCAAGGAAUCAUUGUUUGAUCUGAUGAUCACCUGUUCUUCGAUAAGUCACCGGCAAGUACACUCGCAGGCCCUCUACAUGUUAUUCAUGCUCCUUCACGAGGCCCUUCUUGAGGUUGCCGCUGAAGGCUUCGUUGUUCGGUCAGCUCUUGGUGAUUGGUAUGCGACCUUCCAAAAGUGGUCGGCCGAUACUGGUACGCCCGCACAUAAUCCCCAGUCCGUUCUCGCAACAAUAUAUUUUCACAGCAUCUCCAUCUACCUGUCUGGAAUCUUCGACUACCGCGCUCAAUUCAACGACAUACCCGCACCCACAAUCUCACAAGUCGUUGUGCAGAAACACGUCGAUGCGAUUCUACGGAUGACUGAGAUCUGUUUGAAGACCACAAAUUUGGCGGCUGUGCUGUUUUUCUUCCCAUUGAGAGUAGCAGGCGCAAGAGUAACAGCCGCUUCAGAGACAGAGUCAAUUCAUGCGAUGUUUCGAGACAUUUCGACAAGGGGUUUCGUCGUUGCAGAUGCAUUCAUGGCAGAUCUGAAGUCUCUAUGGCGCCGAAAAGGAAUAUAA
Molecule: messenger RNA, 1008 nt
Organism: Aspergillus lentulus
Lineage: Eukaryota; Fungi; Ascomycota; Eurotiomycetes; Eurotiales; Aspergillaceae
Source: RefSeq, a predicted model, not a curated record